Molecule: messenger RNA, 102 nt
Organism: Parastagonospora nodorum SN15
Lineage: Eukaryota; Fungi; Ascomycota; Dothideomycetes; Pleosporales; Phaeosphaeriaceae
Exons: 2
Coding region: 1-102 (33 amino acids)
Source: RefSeq, a predicted model, not a curated record
AUGUUUGAUGCUACAGAUAUCGUCAUAUCGGGCAAGUCUCUUGUCUUUUGUGUUGAUCGUAGCCAUUUCUUUGAAGGUUUAUCCAUUAGCGGCGAAUGCUGA